ACAUUUCAGUACUUUUCGAGAUUUCCAAGUGAUUAAACGUGUGCACACAAUCAAAUCACCAACCAGACGACGACCAGCAGCGAUCAGUCCAAUACUGAGCUAAGGCAAAACAGACCAAAUAAAUAUAGAUUUAAAAAAUAUUAUUUUUUGUGCGAAACCGGUGGAAAUUAGAAAAUAUUUUCCAAUAAAAGUGCGACGAAGUAGUGAAUUUCAGUACAUGCAUGUUUGUGUAUUGCGAACAUUUUGACAAUGCCUGUGUGUGGCGAUUUUAGAUUUUCAUAAUUCAGUGGAACUUCUCGACCUACAACAACCUCAGUGCGAUUUAUUCUUUCCAAAAGCAAAUAAAAGACCUCUUAACAGAACUAAACUCUUCUUUUAAUAAAAACACAAAAAAAAUUAUAAAGUACAAAGUGAAAAAAAACUUGAAUUGUGACAUUGUGAUUUUCGCAGACGUGUGUUGUGCUGGUGGUGUCUCGGAGUGUCAACGCUUUGGCACACGCGGUCUCACACUUUCGCCGCGUUGGCCACUUCCCGUCCACGCCGCUGAAUCAUCCGUCUAAAUUCUGCCUGUGUGCGCAGCGCAUUUUCGCAGAAAUAUUUAUUGAAAUCGCAAAUUAUAAUUUGAAAAUCAGUUCAAAUAAUUUCCGACAUAUUUUGUCUCCAUUAUACAGAACAAUACGAAUCUCAAAAGCAAAGCUAAAAUGACGAAGGAACAAGCAACCGCAAUACCCGAGGAGCUGUACAAUCUCACACAGUUGGCUGAGGUCACUCUGGCUGCCGGGAGACUUAGCACAACAAACAUUACAGAAAUUAAAGACUACAUAAAACGUCACAAGACUUUGGAAUAUCUCGCUGAUGAGACAAAUAUCCCAUCCCCUGCAAUAGACGUACAAAUGUCAGACCCCUGCUAUAGACGUACAAAUGUAACAAAACCUGAAUCCACUAAUGGCUUGUGGCACAAAAGCCAGGAGUUGAGCGCCAAAAAUGUUCCUUACGGCAACACAGAAUUUCAAAAUAACCAAACGGACCUUCGUAAUUGCAACACCUCAUUAACGGUGCCGCGUACAGCGUUCUACUCUUCCUCCGAUGACGAUUCCAACUACUACAGCCACAAGGUAUUUGAUCGAAAAAAGUUGCGUCGUUCCACAAUUUCCGAUCAUUCACGUUACGAUGAGCACUCAUGCAGCAGCUUACCUAGCUGUAGUAGCGACGAACAUUUCAUGGGCUCUUCAAGUAAUUCGAGCAAUUCAGAGGGCAGCAAGCUGAGCGAUGGCACUGAGGGCAGUAGCCAUGGUGCUAAUUUGCUCGACGACGAACACAUAUGUCCAGAAUGCGGCAAGAAGUACUCGACAUCGUCCAAUUUAGCUAGGCAUCGACAAACUCACAGGUCAAUAAUGGACAAGAAGGCGCGACGAUGUCCGUACUGCGAGAAAGUCUACGUCUCAAUGCCCGCCUUCAGCAUGCAUGUGCGUACACACAACCAGGGUUGCGAAUGCCAAUACUGUGGUAAAUGCUUCUCUCGACCCUGGUUGUUGCAAGGUCACAUACGAACACAUACCGGCGAGAAACCCUUCAAGUGCAGUGUUUGCAACAAAGCCUUCGCGGAUAAAUCGAAUCUGCGCGCUCACAUACAAACCCAUUCAAACACGAAGCCACAUACCUGUGCUCGUUGUGGUAAGGCGUUUGCACUGAAGUCGUAUCUGUACAAGCACGAAGAGUCCUCGUGUAUGAAAAACCACCAACGCAAUGGCGAACGCGGUGAGACACGCCCAGUCAGAAACUUAACAAAUUCAACGAACGCCGCAACUGCCAAAAGCGUGACCACCUCGUUGACGGACUCUGCCAAGUCCACGCUGGCCACAAAACUGUUGCAGAAAGAGAAGGAUCGACGUCAGGCCGGUACACUUGCCUAUGGCGAAAUUUUGCCGGAGUCAAUGCAUAAGCCACUUGAAAUCACCACCAUUUUGACACUAACCGAUAACACUAACUGCACAACGAAGACGAAUGUGACGCAAGAGAAGUCAUACACAAUGCUCACAAGCCCUAUGUCCCAGGAAGAGUAUGAGCAUUUCAAGCGCAUCAGUGUCAUACAGACGGCAACGCCAAGUGAUAUUAUCUACCGCGACCAUACAAUUGGACCCAUCGGCAUUGGUAAUGCGGCAACGCACAUCCCACUGCAAUAUUGUAACACGGCAAAUGGUGAUCCACAGCAGGUACAAGAUCAGCCGGUUGACUUUUCGCCAAAAAAUAAUUUUACACAUUCGACAAAGACCAGCCCUUUUGAAUUGACCAGUAAUUAUGCAAUCUUGGCUUAAAGCAGGGCAUGUAAACGUUGAAAAUAGUUCAAAAAGACAAUGAAAAUUUUGAAAAAGUUAGACUGUUGGUAUGUUUGAAAACACCGAAGCUGCGCUAUAAUUAUGGCAAGAUUCGGGUUAAUAAAAAAUUUACAUAGAAAAGACGUGAAUGUUUCGGAUUGAUUUUGAUCAAAAAAGUAAAUUUCGAGUUUUAUGGAAUACUAUAGCUCGCAGUCAAAUACUAGCAAAGUUCUAAGCAAAUUAAGACCAUCACUCAGUGAUCUGCGGGCAUGUAGAAAAAAUUGGUAUACUGAAGUAAUUUUAUACCACCACUAAUAGACUUCUUUAGCGGUGCAGAGAAGUCCGUACCUUCCCUACAGCUAUGAUAAAAGUGACUUUUAGUUUUGACGUUAGUUUCAGACUUGUUCUUUUGUCAACUUUCCGCGACAAUUUAUCAGUUCAAAAUUUCCUUGCCCUAUUAACCGUUAUUUAUAAUAUAUUUUGCUUAGAAGUUUGGAAGCAUUUGAAGUGGCGAGACUUAUUGGACCAAACGCAAAGUGAAUAAAAAUGAUUUAAAUGAAAACAAUUUUACACUGGUAGUUUAGUAGAAAACUGAUUGUGAUAAUUAUAAAAAGAUUAGACUUAGUUGAUUACAAACUAUGCCAUAAGUAAAAAGUUAAUAAGCAAAGCUAUGCGAUAAUCGCCUUGGAUUGGCAGAAAUUGUAAUACAAAUUUCUGAAAAUAUUUGAAAUCAUAAAUAUAUUAUGUUAUUUAAAAAUUAUUGUCAAAUUUGGAAUAAAUAUGUAUAUAUACUAAGCUGCUACAUAUACAAUUUAGAAAUAUUUGAACAAAUGUAUGGGCUAGUUUUAUGAUAAGAUUAACAACCCAGUGAAUCUAAUAAUGAAUUUACCAUUGAAAAAUGCUCAUCUAUUUCAAAGAAAAAUAAAUUGGAAACCAAAUUUUCUUACACAGCAACUAAAAAUUGCACAAAGCAUUAACGUUUGAAACAUAUUUACUGCUUAGCAAAUUAAAAUACGCAAGGUACUCAAAUAUUAUAUAUUCGUACAACAAGAAAAAAAAAACAAUAAAAAAUCCCACACUCUAACCUAAAAACGCUUCUAAAUAUCUCACGAAGGCUAAAGAGCGAAUACAACCCUGUGCUACAAUGUUGCUACUACAGGUUGUUAAUUCUUGUUGUAAAUUUUUGAAUGCUCUUUGGCAUUGCACAUUCUUCCCCGAAUAAAAUAGUGAUUUAGUUUUAAAGGGAACUAAUUUUUUUACUUUUGAAUAAGUAAUAUUCACAUGCGAUUUUUGAAAGAUUUUUUAAGCAACAGUACAGUAUUUCAUGCAACGUACACGUUGAGGUAGCUUUCCAUGAAUAUUUAUUCGUUCAAAAAAAACCAAAAAAAAAAAUUAAUUAAUUAAUGAAUCUUAGAAGUAGACACACACACAAUGAUCUUAAUUAUAUAUAGAUAAUCGUACUUGUAAACAUUUUAGACAGCUUUUUGCACCAAAUCUAUUUUUUAUUAAUUAUGUAUGCUAGUAUAAAAUGUUAUUAUUAAUUGUUUAAUUAACUGUAUAUGAUUGCGAUGGCACCACGUACAUUAAUUAUCUCAUUUUGUAAGUAUUUAUGAGUUUCUAAAAUUGUAUAUUUGUAUUCACACUGAAACGGACGAGAUGGUCUAGUCUUUAAUUUUAAAAGUUGAACUCUGCUAAGUUUCAAACAAAACUGUAAAAAUCACUCUUAAACUUAGCUUUUUGUUUUACUUUCUUUUUUUUUUAAUAAAAUAGUAUUGAUUUAUCUUUAGUUUUAGGCCGUAUUAUGUGCAAUAUUAAAACAUAGAAAAUAAAUAAAAAUGUAGAAA
This is a messenger RNA of Zeugodacus cucurbitae (melon fly), 4159 nucleotides long. Its product is annotated as zinc finger protein 236. The record is from RefSeq and is a predicted model, not a curated record. The transcript is spliced from 4 exons. Bases 702 to 2315 code for a protein of 537 amino acids. NCBI's taxonomy places the organism in Eukaryota, Metazoa, Arthropoda, Insecta, Diptera, Tephritidae.